CAGUACAUGACCUGAUCCUUGAAAGUCGAAACCAGAUGGAAGUCGUCGCACAUUGCCAACCACAUAUCGCCAGCUCAGUGCGACAGACCCUGGACAUUUAACACCCCUGUGGUUCAUCUGCGAUUAGGAGUUGACUCGUCCCUCAUUUGUUUUUCUUUUACCAGGGAUCUCACCUCUCUUCAACGGCUGCCAGACUGCAUGCUGCGCAAUAUACUUGCUCACCAUGUCCGAGGAACGGUCCAAGAUCUCGUUGCGGAGCGGGGGGAAACGGAAGGGCCGACCAGCCCUCAAGAUCUCUGGGCCUAUUUUGCAGCAGGAUGUCGGAACUCGGGAACCGUCUGGGCGGCCAGUCGCAGAGGAUGUUCCUCGCCCGCGCCCUCGUCCCCCGCCGCAACGUAGUGCCAAGACCUCAGAUCUUGUCAAGCGGCGAUAUUCCACGCGCUUCAACAACGUCCCGGCCGAUUUCGACCCAACAACAAACCCGAUGCCCUCGCUUCCGAGCCUAGAUCAGUACUCGCAAGACCAGGCUCAGGAUCGCCGGCCGCCCGCGUCAAGAUCAGGACGAAGUGAAAGUGCGGGCGGAGGACGCCCGGGGCUCCAAGUGGAUGUGGGAGCGCUUCGAGAUCCCAAUUUAGUCCCUGAGCAAUAUGUUGCCGAGAUUCUCAGCGAGGCGACCGAGGAUGAAAUCCGCGACUACGAGACCGCUCUACGGAAGCUCAAGAGCCGAGCUUCGACCGACCUCCAGCAGAGUGUCUACCAAAACCGCACUCAGUUCAUCAAGAUCAGCAAGGAGGCCGAGAAGCUCAAGAGUGAGAUGCGCACGCUCAGGAACCUCAUGGCAGAGCUCAAGGCCAACACGACCGCGCUACGAUCGGCUACCAACAGCGCGGAAGACACGGGAUUCAAUGGCCAAAUAGGCACGGGGCUGAGCAGGAGGGACAAGCGAAGCUCCGUGGCCGAUAGGACCGCGCUCUGGAGUUCCCAGAUGCAAGCCCUGUACAAGAAUGUCGAGGGUUCGCAAAAGUUCCUCCCAAACACCCCGGGACGCCAUGUCGUGCAGAAUGCUGGACCGUGGGUUGAGCUCGACAACGCCACCUACCGUUCAAGAAGAGCGAUGCAGAUCUUCUUGUUGAACGACCACCUCCUGAUCGCCUCGCGGAAGAAGCGGAAGACGGAUGGACAGGCCGCCGCCGAUAGCCGCGCCCCCAUGACGAAGCUUGUGGCCGACCGCUGCUGGCAUCUCCUGGACGUCGAGGUGGUGGACAUGGCUGGCUCCAGCGAGUCAUCAAGCGGGAGGAACAAGCUCGCCGAUGCCAUCAUGGUCAGGGGUGGCGGCCAGAACGAGUCGUUCAUCUACCGGACCGAGAAGCCCGAGGACCCAGAAAAGGCGGCCCUCAUUCUCAACAUCCGCAAGCGAGUUGAGGAGCUGCGGAGGAAUCUGCAGUCGGAACGAGAGGCCACCAACAAGGCCAAGGAAACUAUCAACUACUUUGCCUCACGGGACCCCGGCCUGCUGCAGAAAACCGAGCUCCUUGAGACAUUGUCUGACAUCAAGGACAUGUUGAUUGAGGUGGACGGCAAACAGCAGAACCUCCGCUGGGUCGAGAGCCAGAUGGACGAGCUGGACAUACACAUCGCCCUCCAGCAGAUCGAGCCGGCCGUUGUCCUGAUUGAGAAACUCAAGAGCCUGGCGUAUGGCUUGAGGAAUAAUGUCAUCGCCCAGGAUUUCAUCUCGUUCAAGGUUGAUGAGAGGCGGGCAAAGCUGGCGGCACUGGUCGUCCGGGAACUCGUCAGCACACACAAUCAGCAACGGAAGACGAAUCAGAACGUGUCCUGGUUGACUCGACUAGGGUUUGAGGACCGGGCGCGCGAGGCGUAUCUGGAGGCGCGCAGUCAGACGAUCCAGAAGCGGUCGAGGCAAUGCAUUUUCCAGGGCAACCUGGACCAAUACAUCUGGGAGAUCUCUUUCGUCUACUUCACCAUCAUCCGCAACACGGUCAGCUGCUUCCAGGCCUGCUUCCCGCCGCCCAUGAUGAGCGCCUGUGUCAAGUGGGCCAAGGAGGAGGUGGAUGCCUUCAACGCCAUUCUCGCCCGGCAGCUGAGCGGCGAGCGGGAAGGGAGCGAGGCUUGGACGCGGUGCAUGGACACGGCUAGGGAGCAUGCCAGUAUGCUUUCGGAGGUUGGUCUGGAUUUCCGCAAUUUGGUUGGUCAGAAGGCGGCGGAGGUGUCGCCGACUGCGCCAUCGGGGUUGGGGAUUGUCGGAGCACCGGCUGCUUGAACAGGGGCAUUUUCUGGGUUUUAGGCGUGCUUGGACGAGGGGUUCGACGUGAUCUAGCAGAAGAAGGUAGUUUCAAACCCUAUAAGGCGGAUCGCAAACAUGUUUCUAUCUUAUCAGUAACAGAAUAUUUUGCUGGUCUCUGUUUUCGCUGUUCCAGACCGACAGCCUCAAACCGCCAACACCAAGAGGCGUCCUGAAGACGCCUCACCUCUCACCCCGGCCGUUCGCAAUACCGGGGGCUGCAUCAGGGUAUAGAGGACCAGUCGGGUGUCAACUGUUGGCGCCCUCAACAUUGAAUGGGACCGAUUCUCCUAUCGUUGAUAGAAGAUAGCAAAUUGAGUUUGUUU
This is a messenger RNA of Parathielavia appendiculata, 2625 nucleotides long. RefSeq lists its product as uncharacterized. Lineage: Eukaryota; Fungi; Ascomycota; Sordariomycetes; Sordariales; Chaetomiaceae. The record is from RefSeq and is a predicted model, not a curated record. Gene Ontology annotation, cellular component: exocyst. Gene Ontology annotation, biological process: Golgi to plasma membrane transport; exocytosis; intracellular protein localization. Bases 224 to 2278 code for a protein of 684 amino acids. The transcript is spliced from 3 exons.